This is a messenger RNA of Penaeus monodon (black tiger shrimp), 4182 nucleotides long. Its product is annotated as zinc finger protein 347-like. The record is from RefSeq and is a predicted model, not a curated record. Lineage: Eukaryota; Metazoa; Arthropoda; Malacostraca; Decapoda; Penaeidae.
AUGACAGGGAUGGAAAGAAGGAGAAGAAGAAGAAGAGGAGGAAGAGGAAAUAAGGAAGAGAGGGAGGAAUCGACCAGCAGCUAAGAAGUUCUUCGUGCAGGAGACGUUUGACGAUCUUCCUGCAAGAGUAGAACAUUAUUGAUGUUAUCUGAUAACUGACGAUAUAGGAGUUAAGAUGCAAGAAAUGUAAACUUCAACAGUUUGAAAUAUAUUAAGAGAAGACUUUGUGGGUGACUGAAUAUCAAGCUUAAAGGAAAUUCAGAAGAUUACCAUCAGGCUACGUUAGAAACUGUUUUCUGUAGCAUCAGAGAUGCGGCACCAGGAGCCAAGGUUGCUAAGUAAGCUGUUGGCAUUAUUGCAGUGUAGAGCUCGUAAGCUUGUGAAAUUCCAUAUGAGAGGUGAACGUCAAGGUUGCAAAUAUGAAAUCAGUAGAGUUAAUUAGAAUAGUUAAUUAUUAAAUUAGAGAAUGUGUCUUGGUUUCCAAUAACUAGUAGGUUAUGUGAAUGAAAUUUUUUUUCUAAUGACAGAUAGGUAAUCUGAAUGUCUGGUAUGAUAUUAGAACCAGAUUAGUGUGCCAUAUUUAACAAAAAAUGGAAAACGUGGUUGGUAACAAAAAGCAGAAGAGUGGGGUUGAUAGGAUGCUGAGAGGGGAAGAUGAGAGAAAGUGUGAUGAGUGCCAUUCUCUUGAUAAUGGAAGUUGUCUAAAAUGUCCUGCAGAGUCGGCAUCAAUAGGCUGGAGAGACGAUCGCAUGAAUUGCACGUCUCUUGAAUCGAAGGAUAUUGAGAAGAGGUACACGUGUGGAGAGUGCAGCUCCUCUUUUAAAAGGUGGAGUUUAUUGCAGGCUCACAAGAGGAAGCACAAUGAUGGUCCACCUUUUUCUUGCUGUGAUUGCGGACAGCAGUUUGAAAGCAAGGAUGAGUGGGUGGAUCACAGGGAGGUAGGAUGUGGUUCAGCCAACAUCCACUCAUUCCCACACACCAAUCACAACGUUUUGCUCAAUGGAAAAGGACAAAGAUCUCGCAAGGGAAAGAGUUUCAAGUGUGCCCGUUGUACCAAAUCUUUCAAGACUUUGGGCUCGAAGAAUGAUCAUGAACGUAACGUACAUAAUCCUGUGCGUUGUUACAGCUGCAGUGAGUGUGGAAAAUCGUUCUAUAAAAAGUACAACCUCAGCAUUCACAAGGAAACACACCGUGAUGAUCGAUCUCAUGUGUGCAAAAUGUGUGGCAAGAAAUUCAAGACUACUCAGGGGGUAAGAAUGCACAUGGAAAGUCAUUCGAACGAAAGGCCUUUCAUGUGCGAAAUCUGUGGUAAAGUUUUCAAGACUCGUGCCGUCCUGGAGAGUCACACAGCCAUCCACACUGGUGAGACAAAGUACAGCUGUAGUGUCUGUGGGAAAGCCUACCGCUAUCGUGCAUCACUGUUCAUUCACAUGCGCACACAUUCAGGAUAUAGACCCUACAGUUGCUCUGAAUGUGAUGCAUCCUUCAUGGUGAAGAGUCAUCUUACAGAACACAUGAGGAGCCACACUGGGGAACAUCCUUUUGUGUGUAAAUUUUGUUCUGCAUCUUUUACAAGGGCUAUUAGUCUCAAGAAGCAUCUAAAAUCACAUGUAAAGGCAGGGUGCAAUGUGAAUAUAGAUGCUGCAAUGUACCACGCAAAGGUGCAGGCAUUUGUAAAGCCUCGAAAGCCAUAUGCAUCCCUCACUGAGCCAAAUACCUCUCCUGCAAUACCUAAACUGACUCACAUCAUCCAAGAUAAUGUAUUAUUGAAUGCUAAAGAGAGAAUUGAGCUUUUUGUGGACCAGCCAUCAGAUGAGAAAGAGCUUACUGUUAUUAAAGUUUCAUGCUUAGACGAGACAGGACUAUGUGCCUUUGAUAUUGUACAGACUUCUUCAGAUUAUGAUCUGUUAUGUAAAUCAGAUGAGAGUGAUUUAAUUGAUCAGCAGACCAGUCACAACAGAAAAGAGAAAACACUGUACAUGAAAAAGAUUCAAGUUGUUUCUAGUUCUGUGGAGGGCAGAAUGGGCAAGGAAGUCAGAGCAAUAACAUCACCGACUGCUGCAAAUGCCCAGAAUACUGUCAGUGGGGAAGGAAUUGUAGAGUCUGCCCUUCCUCCUUACUUGACACAAGAGGGUAGUGUCCAGAGUAGAAAGCUAGAGGAGGAGACAGAUUGGUUAGAUUCUCAGGGUGUCAUUGUGGAUGCAGUACUUGAACUGAGUGUCAGUAACAAUGAUAAAGAAAGUAAUGAUCAUUAUAACCUAACAGAAACAGAACAUCAGAAAGUCAUUGUGACAGAAGUAAUUGCUAGUGAAAACUCAAAAAUUUCGACCCAGAUAGAACGAUCCAAUAAUUAUAAUGAAAGGAAAGAGGAUGCUGCUGUAAACAGUACUGUUGUUAGUAAAUCAGGCCACAUAGAUGAAUCAUUUGAGAGUAUGGAACAUCAAGAAGUAUUAUUACAAAAAUGCUCUUACUGUGACAAAGUUUAUAUGUGUAAAGUGUUUGCCGAGAGUGAUGAAGUCUGUCAAGACUGUGAACAUUUAAAGGUGACAGAGAAUAGCAAAUCUGCAGCCCAUUUACAAAGUUGUGAUAUUCUAGAUGAUAGACCUUUUAGAAAUAAGUUAGUAAGCAGAGAUAGUGAUCCUUAUCAUUGUGACACAUGUAGGGCUUCAUUCACCUUUAGAAGUGACCUGAGGAAGCAUGUAAAGCAGCAUUCAAGUAGAUACCCACAUUCAUGCAAAAAGUGUGGUGAGUCCUUUCAACAAGAAAUAUUCUUAUCAAAGCAUCACUGUGGUACACCUGUUACAGAUGUCAAUGUAAUUUCAAAUGGACAUUCACCAGCAACUGUAGACAGGUCUUCAGAGCAUAAGUGUAAUAAAUGCAAAAAAAUAUUUCCAAAGAAAUUCAUUUUAAAGGUGCAUUAUAGAAAGCAUACAGGUGUAAAACCUUUUAAGUGUAAAAUCUGUCCAAAGAUAUUCAUUUCAGCUACCCAUCGCAAGGUACACAUGAGAUGCCACACAGGGGAACUUCCAUAUGAAUGCAGCGAUUGUGGCAAAUGCUUUAGAAAGAAGUCGGACCUUGCAGGCCACUAUAAAACAUGUGAGAACCAAGAAAAGCAGAGGAACUGUAACCUCCAAGGGUUUAGGAUAUCCGUUAAAGAAGAACCCAUUGGAGAGGACAUAGAAGAGACAUCAGAGGGAAUUAGAGAGAAAGGGGCUUUCAUAGAAGGAAUAAAAAUGGAGGAUCCAAGUGGUGAUUGUAGCCUCAAACAAGAAUUAGUGGAAGGGGAGGAAAUCGUUCAUACUUCACAUACUCGGUCACUGAAAUGUAGGUAUUGUGGGCGUGCCUUCAAAUUCCAUAGUGUACUCCAAGCCCACGAACGAAGUCAUACAGGAGAGAAACCAUUUUCCUGUUUGGUCUGCAAUAAAGCCUUUUCCAAGAAGAGUAACAUGGAAGUCCACAUGAGAAUUCAUACUGGUGAGCGCCCAUUUCUUUGUGAUUAUUGCGGUAAGUACUUUGCUUACAAGUACAGCCUGGAAGCACAUAAGCGCUUACACACCCAAGAAAGACCCUUUGUCUGCAGCAUUUGCGGGAAAAGUUUCCGACACGAAGCAAGUAGGCAUGUGCAUAUGAAGAGACAUUUUGGAGAUCGGGCAUUCAAGUGUGACCUCUGUCCCAAGGCUUUUGUGGCAAAGGUCGAUCUGGAAGGUCAUCGAAGAACCCACACUGGAGAGAAGCCUUUUCAGUGUGAGCAGUGUAAUCGUUCUUUCAAAUUCAGACACCAUUUGACAGAGCAUCUCAGGUACCAUACUGGAGAGAAGCCAUACAAAUGCUAUUACUGUGACAUGACCUUUGCCCGUGCAGGGACUCGAAAGACACACAUGAAAAAGCACACAAGUAUCAUAAAGUGAGUGGGAGGACACGGAAAACCUAAUUCAACAUCACAACAAGGGCUUCCUGGUGAAAGUUGAAAGGCAUGCCAAAAAUUUUGCUCUGUGAUAAUUUUGCUAAGAUAUUUUGGAUAGGCAUCUGUAGUCAUUGACUGGUGGCUUGUCUGUGAAAUAUGAAUUAGGAAUUUAAUAUAUAUCUUAUUUUUGAUAAAGUUCUGUUAUGAUUAUGUAAAUUUAAGGAUAGCACUGAAAACAAAGAUCAUAAGACUAUGUAAUAAAUUAAUUGUUUUCUAAA